Molecule: messenger RNA, 1157 nt
Organism: Lobosporangium transversale
Lineage: Eukaryota; Fungi; Mortierellomycota; Mortierellomycetes; Mortierellales; Mortierellaceae
Product: cyclophilin-like domain-containing protein
Exons: 2
Coding region: 86-979 (297 amino acids)
Biological process (GO): protein peptidyl-prolyl isomerization
Molecular function (GO): peptidyl-prolyl cis-trans isomerase activity
Source: RefSeq, a predicted model, not a curated record
GUUUUUUUAUAAUUUUUCAUUUAAAUCAUCAUUCUCUCAUUCCCAUUCUCAUUCAGUUACAUUUUCAGCAGGAUCUGUCUCAAAAAUGGCCAACAAUAAUUCAACUGCAUCUAAUAACAGCGGAGAUGUCUUUGUCUAUCUUGACAUUGAGAUUGGUGAUCAAGAAUACAAGGCUACUUCAUGGGAUCUCUAUCGCCGUGGACAGGCCUUCUUUGCCACACAUGGCUCCCUAUACGGCUACGCUGGAAUGACUUUGGAAGAACUUGGAUUUGAAGAUAAACAAAACCUUCAAGAGAUUUAUGAUUCUAACCCAGUAUUGACUCAAGGCGGCUCCAUUACCUUGAACGAACCUGCACCUUUACCCGGUGGUCGUUUGAUCAUCAAAUUGGAUCAUGAAGGCUGUCCUAAGACUACUCAGAACUUCCUCAAUUUUGUGGAAUCAACCUACACAAACAAGGUCCAUGAGGCUACAUAUGUCCACACUCGAUUCUUCCGUCUCAUCAAGGACCAUAUCAUCCAGGGAGGUGAUUUCACCAAGAAUGAUGGCAGCGGUGGCUUUUCAAGUUUCCCUUCGGUCGAAAACCCAAAACCUUUUGCAGAUGAACGCCAUGGUCUUCGAAAAGGAGUCUUCAAGAAGGCAGGUGUCUUGGCCAUGGCGAACCGAGGCAAGAAUUCAAAUGGGUCACAAUUCUUUUUGACAAUUGGAGAAGGACCUAGAUGGAUAAAGGCUUUGGAAGGAAAUUAUGUGGCAUUUGGAGAAGUUGUAGAAGAUGUAACGACUGAGGCUGCAGCAGGGACAACUCAAGGCAAUGACUAUGGUAGUAGCGGCGCCAAUGGCAGUACCAGAAAAAGCAGCAUAGGUGGAACAGGCGUCGAUGGAUUUGCAUUGCUGGACAAAUUGAACAAGAUCCCAACCGAUAAUGAGGAGCGACCUAUCCAGGCUAUAACCAUUAUUGGAUGUGGACGUCUGGAGUUAUAACUGCAGCAGCAAUGACAGCAACAGCAUCAACAACAACAUAAAAAAGAGUACAUUCCAACCAAAUCACAAACAUAUUCACACAUUUGCAUAGUUUGUUUGUCUUUCCCAAAUAUACCAUGUUUCGCUUCGAUGUUAAUAAAAUAUAUUUGAACAACAUUUGUUCAUAUAAUUCCCCAUC